Molecule: messenger RNA, 1932 nt
Organism: Pantherophis guttatus
Lineage: Eukaryota; Metazoa; Chordata; Lepidosauria; Squamata; Colubridae
Source: RefSeq, a predicted model, not a curated record
AGAGAGUAGUUUCCUUGAAACCUGAAGAAGGAAAGGUUUUCUGGAGAGAUCCUGAGUGAAUCUUUCAGCAGGCAUGUUGCAGACGUAUUCAGGAAAAACCCAAGACUGAGAGUGUUACACUUGGACAUCCAGAAUCUAGAUGACAAAACAAUGGAACUACUCUGCAACUACUCUACUCCUUUUAGGCUUGGUGGAGAGAUCUCGACUGCAUCCUGCGGCAGGCAUCUUGCAGAAGUACUCAGAGAAAACCAGAGAUUGAGAAAGUUAGAACUGACCUUCAAAAGCCCUGAUGACAAAACAAUGGAACUAUUGUGCGAUGGGCUCAAUGAUCCAGAAUGUACAGUAAAGGAGCUAAAGCUUGGCGGAGAGAUCCUGACCAUGUCGUGUAGCAGGCAUCUUGCAGAAGUACUCAGGAGAAACCAGAGAUUGAGAGAGUUAGAGCUAGCCCUCAAGAACCCAGAUGCUAAAACAAUGGAACUACUCUGUGAGGGGCUCAAACAUCCACAAUGCACAAUAGAGAUAUUAGACCUUGCUGGAGAAACCCUGACUGAAUCGAGCAGCAGGCAUCUUGCAGAAGUACUCAGGAAAAACCAGAGAUUGAAUGUAUUAUUCUUAUCCCUCAAGAACCCGGAUGACAAAGCAAUGGAAGUGCUGUGUGAGGGUCUCAAACAUCCAGAAUGUGCAAUAGAAAUGCUGCAGCUUGCUGAAGAGAUCUUGACCGAAUCCUGCAGCCGGCAUCUUGCCGAAGCACUCAGGAGAAACCAGAGAUUGAGAGAGUUAUCCUUGUCCCUCAAGAACCCAGAUGACAAAACAAUGGAACUGCUGUGUGAGGGUCUCAAGCAUCCACAAUGUACAAUAGAAACACUGCAGUUGAAUGGAAAAUACAUUAUACAGAAUGGAAAAUGGAAGGAAACAGCUAUGGUGGAAUCUCCAGCUAGAAACCAAGGAGGAGUGAAGAGACUGGCAAGCUCAGAGUCCUUGCAGAGCAGGAAGAGGCGCAGACCUGACCACUUUCAGAAUCCCUAAAACCCUAAUUUGGUUGGCAUCUAGGACAGGUUGCUGCGCCAAAUCGCCAUGGCCAAGUUGCCAUAGCCACCUCACCACAGGACAAGAGUUACACUAAUCAAAGAAAUGGUGGAAUAGAAUCAUUUAAAAAAAGGCUGCAAAAGGAGGGACAAAAUGAAAUGUGAAUGACAAAAAUGAAAAUAUUAAAAAAUAUUUUAAAUAAUUAAAUUGAAUGGUUUAAUUGUCCUGCUACAAGUUGGCUGGAUUGAGUUGACCAUAGCAUUGUCCGUGGCGAGUUGGCUGUGACAAGUUGUCUCAUUUCAAUCUGGUUGUUGCCAAGAGAAUGCAACCUAUCCGAUGAAAUUCUCUUAUCAGCUCAGGGUUCCUUGCAUCUGACAAUGGCUAAGCCUCUGGAUGCUGUUUCUUCAUGCUUGCUUAUUUGAUUGAUCUAUUUUUAUUUCCAUUCUGAAUAUGGUAAGGAAGAGUUGGAAUUUAAUAUACAGGUAGUCCUGAACUUAUGACCACAAUUGAGCCCAAAAUGUCUGUUAGUAAGUUAGAUGUUUGUUAAGUGAGUUUUGUCCCUUUUUAACCCCUUUCUUGCCACAGUUGUUAAUGAAUCAUUGGAAAAACUUGGAAUUUAAUAGAUAUUUUUCUUAUUUGAAGGAACAUUUUGUUCGCUGAUUUUUGCCUUGAUUAGUUUCUGAUUUACCAGUGAUUUUGACUGUGCUGCAAUUGCUUUAUUUCUUGUAACUAUUGGUCUGCUUCAAUCAUUAUAAAAUGUAAUUAUCACUAGAACAGAACAUAUUUAGUUCAAAGUUGAACUCAACAUGUGUGUAUGAUUUUGCAUACAGUUUUCAUAAGUUUUCUGUUACUUGUUGCUGGUUUGCCUUUCACAUCAAUAAAGUUUAAACUUUUUUUAAAGUCCAA